AUGUUGGAAGAUCGAUCUUGUUUUGUUUCAAGAAGUUACAGUCGCGAAAGGGACAAUAGUCACAAUACUUGGAGUUAUAUGAGCAAUUACAGGAUAGAAAGACUAGAAUCCCAACAAGGAAAACGACCAUUAGAACAUGAUGAAAACGAAGAACUCGAUCAUACCCAUCCCCGAAAAAUCUCCAAACAAUCAAACAGUUUACAAAACCCACAACUCAAAUUAGGGUUCCUCGACUUUUCCAAUCAUUCCAAUAGUCAAGAUCAAUCUGGAGAUAAUUCCGAUUCAACCUCUCUAAUCAAUGGUCUCGAUCGUGACAACUCACUCACAUGUCUAAUGAAAUGUUCACGAUCGGAUUAUGGUUCAAUUGCAUCAUUAAGCCGUAGCUUCCGUGAGCUUGUUAGAAGUGGCGAACUUUAUAGAUUAAGAAGAAAAAAUGGGAUAAUCGAACACUGGGUUUAUUUCUCUUGCCACCUCGUAGAAUGGGAAUCUUUUGAUCCAAUCACUUCACGUUGGAUGCAUUUACCCACAAUGACGUCAAACCCAUGUUUUCAAUUUUCCGAUAAAGAAUCUUUAGCUGUUGGGACUGAGUUACUUGUAUUGGCGAGUCUAGGGGAAAUAGCAAUUGUUGCUGGUGGGUGUGAUCCCAAUGGCAAAAUCGUAAAUUCAGCCGAACUUUAUGAUAGUGAAUCGGGUACAUGGGAAACACUUCCGUGUAUGAUUAAACCUCGAAAGAUGUGUUCCGGGGUUUUCAUGGAUGAUAAAUUUUAUGUAAUCGGCGGAAUCGGAGGUCCGGAAAUGACACCGUUGGCAUGUGGGGAGGAAUAUGAUUUGAAAACGCGGGAAUGGAAAGAGAUUCCGAAUAUGUCUCCGGUGAGAACGGGGACUCCUCCCGCCAAUGAGGCGGGAGCAGUGGUGGUGCCUCGUACUGAGGCACCACCAUUAGUGGCGGUUGUGGAUAAUGAGUUGUAUGCUGCUGACUGUGCGGAUAUGGAAGUGAGAAAAUAUGAUAAAGAAAAAAAGGAAUGGGAGACGGUUGGGAGGCUGCCCGAACGGGCAGACUCCAUGAAUGGUUGGGGGAUUGCUUUUAGAGGGUGUGGUGACCGGGUUAUUGUUAUUGGUGGGCCCCGGGCAAUCGGGGCGGGUUUUAUUGAAGUUAAUUCGUGGGUCCCACGAGAAGGUCCGCCACGUUGGCGGUUACUUGGACGGAAACAAUCGAAUAACUUUGUUUACAAUUGUGCGGUGAUGGGGUGCUGA
Molecule: messenger RNA, 1254 nt
Organism: Lactuca saligna
Lineage: Eukaryota; Viridiplantae; Streptophyta; Magnoliopsida; Asterales; Asteraceae
Source: the annotation of a GenBank genome assembly